Triticum aestivum (bread wheat) is the source of this 1704-nucleotide messenger RNA. RefSeq lists its product as uncharacterized. The record is from RefSeq and is a predicted model, not a curated record. Lineage: Eukaryota; Viridiplantae; Streptophyta; Magnoliopsida; Poales; Poaceae. The transcript has 4 exons. The coding region runs from base 278 to 640 and encodes 120 amino acids.
CGCACGUCCUCCACCUCCCUUCACCUCCAGUGCCCCCUCCUCCCUCUCCAGCGCCGCCACAGCCGCCUGGGCGAUGCUUCCACCCACCACCCAUGGUUGAGGUCGGCGAAGCGGCCCAUCGCGAGGCGCCUGGGGACGCUGCCUCCCUCCGCCGCCAGCAGCGGCGACCGGCUAGCGUGCGUUCGCCGCCACCAAAACCGGAUGGCGUGCUGUCCGGCGAGGGGCCUGACCUAUCGUCUUCGUCGCGCGUCCUGGGCCGACGGAGGGGCAGACGCCGAUGCCCACCAGCGGCGGCAUGCUCGAUCUGGAUAUUCAUCCUCGUGCCCAGCCGCUGCUCCUCGGCAUAUUCCUCUCUCCACACCGCCGCUCGCUCCAUCGCGUCACCCGCACUGCCGCUCACCUUCGCCUCGUCAGCGCCUUCUGCUGCUACUGCCGCCGGUUUGAUUGCUGGACCAGCUGCUGGACGUGGAGCACUGGAUCCGGCAGGCGGUGGUGCUCUGGGGCGUCGCCCCCCUCGUCGGCGCCUUCUCGAUCACCGUGUAAACUCACAAUUAUUGUACAGAUUGAUGCUACGGCUGUACUGCAGGUGGGCAGGGGCACCUUCGGUGGCGUAGAUGGGCCUUGCCCGCGCGACAGUUGAUGAGGCUGAGUGCCGUUGGUGGCUGGGGCCUAGGCUGCUACUGCGAGCGACGGGGGACGGAGGAAGAAGGAAAGGGGGUAAUUAGCGUGAGGUUUACAGAGGACUUUUUUUUUUGUAAAAAUGCCAAUGAACUAUGCUGGCGACAUUAUUUUUUGGACGGAGGGAGUACUACUUUGGUUGCAAAACUAGGAGACGACUAUUCAUAUUGUGCUGCCCUGCAAGUGAGGUUCCUUGCCCAUUAAGUAAUUUACUCUUUGGCUGCAUGUUUGGGUGUGUAGGGUUCUCACUGUUUGAACAACUUUCAAUAUUUUAAUUUAGCCGCGUGUACAGGUUUAAGAGUCAUCCUUUUAUAUGAAAAGGAAAAACACCUUUUGGUUUAACAAAAAACUUGUAUAUAUUUAGUUAGAGGCCUACUACAUUCUAGGAAGAGCUGGGCUGAUUAUGCACUAUUGUCAUUUAUUUGGUAUAUGUUAGAUUUUCUUACACAUUACCCUUAUUUUAACUAAUGAGCUUAUCAUGGCUGCCUGCCUGGCUGGUAAAGUUUCCAAACAAUAUAUCAAGAUCAUUUUUCUAUUUUUUUGGCCGCAAGACGUUACAGUCCACUUGCUAGAUAUGCACAUUCCUUCUUUAUCAAUCAAGCUUGAUUAUUAUCCAUGUUCUUUGCUUUGGUGGAUUCUUCUAUGCUUGCGUUCUUAGCCUUUCUGUUUUUGGUGCAAUCUUCUAUGCUACUACCAAAGCGGCAUGUAAUAGGAUCAACAUGAUUUCUUUGCAUAUCUGCUCGUAAAAGUGGCACUAUGUCUAAGGUCAAUGAAUCAUCCAUCUCAGUUGUUCAAAUAUUCUUAGAUGAUACGUCAAUGAUUUAUGUGGAAGAUGUAAGUUUGUCUUGAAUUGAUGGCUUUCCAGCAAAAAUAGAUGGCAGACAAUAAUGGGCACUAUUUGAGAGCCAUGCAAUUCUGUCGUAUUCUUGGUUAACUCCAGUCUUGGUUGUCAAUGCAUUGUUGUAAUCAUAUUAUCAUAAUCUGAUUGUUAUUUCUAAUACGACUACUCUUUCUAGGCUUAUGCUG